Messenger RNA from Brassica rapa (field mustard), 2196 nucleotides. RefSeq names its product exopolygalacturonase. Gene Ontology annotation, biological process: carbohydrate metabolic process. Gene Ontology annotation, molecular function: polygalacturonase activity. The record is from RefSeq and is a predicted model, not a curated record. NCBI's taxonomy places the organism in Eukaryota, Viridiplantae, Streptophyta, Magnoliopsida, Brassicales, Brassicaceae.
GUGAGAUCUCAUCAAAAAUAGAGUUUUAAGAAAUAACUACCCAGAUUCUUACGAAACUAGCCAUUAUCUUUGGUAUGAUUGAAAUUAUCAUUAUAGUUUUAGUAGUUACUAGUUAGUAAUAAUGAAAAAACAAUGUGUGUAUAUAGGUAUAAUUUAGUUUCUUGAUGAUGAUUUAGCGUUGUUUACAAAUCAUAUGUAAUGGAAUUAUUUCAAAACAAAGCAUUAACGGAAACAAAUUACCGGUAAAUACGUAAUUGACAAUUUUACCAAAAUUAAGAUUCUGUUUUAAAUGAGAGAGCAAAGAGAAAUCAGAUAACCAUGUACAUUCCAUAACAAUAAAUAAUCAACCAAAGCAAUACAAUAGAAACAACCCAAUUUUAGCCGAUGAUUACUAAUUAGUAACAAGAUUCGAGUUCUUAUUUUUAGAAAUAGAUGUAUUCUAAUAGUUCAUGGAAACAUAUUAACUCUAUAUAAGCAUAUACAGUAGAGCAACACUUCUCAUCGUGUCUUAUUCAUUAGUAACACAAAAUCCUUACUUUUAUAUACACCCUAAACAAAAUAAGAAGAUGACUUGCAUUACUUCUACGUUUAAGGCUUUGUGUUUGUCUUUCUUGUUCGUCACAGCCGUAGCAAGUCGUCCGACCAACAGGCCGAAGGUCUUUAACGUCCAACGUUAUGGUGCCAAAGCUGACGGAAAAACUGAUAACGCCAAGGCGUUCACAAGCAUAUGGAACAGCGCAUGCACAAGGAAAGGUGGUAAUAGUAAAAUCUACGUGCCCAAAGGAACAUUUUAUCUCAGUGGUUUAGAGUUCGUAGGGCCAUGCGUGAAUCAGAUUGAAUUCGUUAACGAUGGAACUUUGUUGGCUCCUGCAAACCCUAGGGACAUUAAGCAGGACAUAUGGAUCAAGUUCAGGUACAUUAACAAUCUUAUUAUCUCCGGUGCCGGUACACUCGACGGCCAAGGGAAAGAGUCUUGGCCACUAAAUGACUGCCACAAAAAUCCCAAUUGUCCUAAGCUAGCUAUGACCAUGGGAUUUGCAUUCGUGAACAACUCAAGAAUCAAUGGGAUAACAUCACUCAACAGCAAAAUGGGACACUUCAACUUCUUUUAUGUCCAUCACUUCAACAUCACCAACGUCACUAUAACAGCUCCUGGCGAUAGCCCCAACACUGACGGGUUAAAGUUCGGGUUCUGUAGCAACAUUAACAUCUCCAACACACACAUUGGUACGGGAGACGACUGCAUCGCCAUCCUUUCUGGAACCACCAACAUGGAUAUCUCUAACGUCACCUGUGGUCCCGGACAUGGGAUCAGUGUCGGAAGCUUAGGGAAGAACAAAGAAGAGAAGGACGUUAAUGGCUUAACCGUAAGAGACAUAGUCUUUAACGGAACUAGCGAUGGUAUUCGGAUCAAAACUUGGGAAUCUUCAGCUUCGAAGAUAUUGGUUUCUAACUUCGUGUACGAGAAUAUUCAAAUGAUUAACGUUGGAAACCCUAUCAACAUCGACCAGAAGUAUUGUCCUCACCCACCCUGUGAAAAGAAGGGAGAGUCACAUGUUCAAAUCCAAGACCUUAAGUUAAAGAACAUAUAUGGAACAUCGACGAACAAAGUGGCGGUGAAUCUACAAUGUAGCAAGAGCUUUCCGUGCAAGAAGAUUGAGCUAAUUGACAUUAACCUAGAGCAUAAGGGAGUCGAGGGUGGUCCUUCCACUGCGGUAUGUGAGAAUGUUGACGGUUCUGCACAUGGCAAGAUGGUUCCUCAGCAUUGUCUGAACUGAUUUGACAACCCAUAGGAUCAAUGACCGUGCGUUGUACUACUUUAUAUUUUCUGUGUUUUUGUAUCAUUUAUAAUCUCUGUGUCUUUGCUUCUUCUUCGUUCUUUUUCUGGUAGUUUAUGAAAGUUUUUGAUUGGUGCAAUAAUAAAGAAGUGAAUACACUUUUGUGUUUUUUUCGUCUUUGGUCUAUUUUUUUCGUUUCAUAGACAAAAAAAAGAGAGUUCAAAUCUUAAGUCUUGAAAGGUUUUCUUUCUCUCUUUCUUGUUGCAAGUAUUAAGACAUAAGUUAAGAUCGUCUCAGAAAUAGUUUUCGUGCAUUACCAGACGUUCUUUUCCGGCAUAUAGUAUCAAAAGAUCUUAUUGUUUAAGAUGUGAGUCUCAGAAUAAUGUGUAUAUCAUCUCCAACUAAUAUAACGAUUACU